Molecule: messenger RNA, 1152 nt
Organism: Rotaria sp. Silwood1
Lineage: Eukaryota; Metazoa; Rotifera; Eurotatoria; Philodinida; Philodinidae
Source: the annotation of a GenBank genome assembly
AUGUCUAUUACGACGAAUAAUAUAUCUAUUGAUAAUCUCGAUGAAUUCGAUCGACAAAAAAAACAAGCAGAAAUGAUUCGUCAAUAUUUACAAGUUACAAAUAUUGAUGCAAAUCCUUUACCUAUAAUACAUACGACAUCAGAAUCUGAUUCUUCGACAGCAUUUACCACAACUCUAUUACCAUUAUCAUCACUUAAUUUUAAUGAACUUCGAAAAGAUUUAAAACUAGCUGAAGAACGUGUUGAGCGUUUACGCCAAGAAUUAAAAGAAAUGCAAAGAAAACGUGAUGAAUCUUUAUUAACAACAUCACCACCACCAUAUGUACUACCAUCAAUUAAUAAGACUAAUGCAGAUUUUUUAUAUCAUAAUCUUUCAACAUGUAUUAAUAGAGGAAUUAUAGAUAAAACAUCACCAUCCAUUCUACAAGGAUUUUUCUUAUCACAACAACAAAGUCCACGACAACUGACUAAUAGUGCAAUUUCAUCAUCAUCAUUACUAUUACCUAGUUUUAAUUCUGCUAAUCAUUUAUCAACAAAUCCAGCUGAUAUAUCUAAAGAUCAUCGACAACAACAAUUUCUUUUAACAAUGCGUCAACAUCGUGAACAACUUAUUGUCUAUAUUGAUUCAUUAAAACAGGCACUUAGUUCACUUGAUCGAUUAGCUUCAUUAGAACCAACUCGUAGUGAAAUUCAUCUCGCUAAUAUGAAACUUGAUACGAUUCAACAAAAAAGCCGACAACUUCGUGCUCUAAAAUCACAUCGUUCAUCUCAGCAAUCUCCAUUUAUUGAAUGUCGUAUACGUCAAUUAGAACAUGAUAUAGUUUAUAUGUUAAGUGAACAUCAAAAAGAUGUACAAGCUAAACUUGAAUUAAAUGAACAACGAAGUCUUAUGCUACUUAAAAUAAUGCAAGUAACAGAUGAAUUAGCUGCUGUUGAUCAGCAAAUACAACAAUUAUUAUCGCAUACAACAUCAAAUAUGGACAUACACCGUACAAAUUCAUCUCUAUCAUCUAAUGAGAUAAAUCAACAACAAUCAUUACGAGUUAUUAAUUUAUCAAAUAAUAUUGACGGAAGACGUGUUUCAUUUCGAGAACCAAUUGACAAUAAUUCCUUGACAAAAUUAACUAAUGGAUAUUAUCUUCAUCGUCAUUAA